Messenger RNA from Pieris rapae (cabbage white), 1751 nucleotides. Its product is annotated as hyphally-regulated protein-like. Bases 67 to 813 code for a protein of 248 amino acids. The transcript is spliced from 3 exons. The record is from RefSeq and is a predicted model, not a curated record. NCBI's taxonomy places the organism in Eukaryota, Metazoa, Arthropoda, Insecta, Lepidoptera, Pieridae.
CAUAUAAAAGCUCGAUAUUAUUGUGGUCAAAUCAGUUUGGGUUAAGUUCUUUAACGGAUAUGUCCCAUGGCCAAAAUGAUUUCCACUUUCGUGUUCUUCGUUUUAAGCAUACUGCAUGCUCAUGCUGCUUAUCAAGGUGCACCAUUUCCUCAGAAUUAUAAUAAUCCACUACCGGACGUACCUCCAACUUCAUACCCUCCUUCAGCAGCACCAGCUGACACACCAUUUUCUUACCAAGAGUAUCAACCCAACUUCAACCCCGGGAAUACAUCCAGUACUCCCCCGUUCUACCCUGGCUUCAAAAAUCCCAACUACCCCGUUCAUCCGAUUCCUAAUAAUCCCGUCCCAAUAGUCCCCUCAACUCAACCAGUACAACCUCCAAUAAAAACAGCUCAGACAAAAACCUAUACUAGCAAUAUGUCUGGAAACGCUUUUACCACAAGCGUGUCCAGACGCAUUUUUAAGCGCUCAUGCGCAGGCUCAGGAUCGUGCUCAGGCCCAGGAUCAUGCUUAGGCAUAGCAUCAUGCGCAGGCAUAGGCUCAGGCACAGGCUCAAGAUCAUGCUCAGGCAGAGACUCAUGCGCAGGUAUAGACUCAGGCGCAGGCUCGGAAUCAUGCUUAGGCCCAGGAUCAUGCCCAGGCAUAAACUCAGGCAAAGGCCAAGGAUCAUGCUCAGGCCGGAAUUCAUGCGCAGGCGUAAGAUCAGGCUCAGGUUCAGAUUCAUGCUCAGGCUCAGAAUCAUGCGCAGGCCCAGGAUCAGGCUCAGUUCCAGGAUCAUGCUCAACCUCAGGAUCAUGCUCAUCACCAGGCUAAGGCUCAUGCUUAGGAACCAGUACAAGAGGAGCUAGCUCUGCCUCUUUUAGAUAGACUAAAUUUUUGUACGAUUUCUCUCUAUAGAUCCGUAUAACGCUUUUAAAUUCCAGUUAUCGAUCUAGUCAUCCCCGGAAUCGUACCUUACCAGCAAUCAAAGGGCAAACUGUGCAUUUGCUUAAGUAACUACUUACAGAUGCCAGCAGUCAUUCGCAAUCAAAUUAGAACUAAACUGACAUUUAAAAGUAAGCAAGCAUUUUAAAAAUCAAUCUAUGUAUCGAACCAAAAAUAUUAAUAAUUUAAUAAAGCAUGUCUGUUGUUUUUAUUUUACUGUACUUCUCUAGAUUUCAACCCGAGUGUCUCUCUGAAGAGAAAUCAGUUAUUUCUUACUAUUGUUUUCACACAGAUGCACUACAUUUUCCUAUAAAUAUAGUUACAUCGUAAAAGUAUGAGACAAUUCAAGUAAAUAGACAAAUCUUUGCUAAGGAAAAGCCGAAAUGGAUGUCAGAAGCUGCAUCAAAAUAGCAAAUAAAAAAAGCAAUGGACCCAGAAUUCUAAAAGAUAUACUAUCUAUACUUUUAAGUUUUCUGCAUAUUUUAUAUAUCUGAUGCCGUUGUUCGAUUUGUAUAUGUGGCAUAUAAAAAGUUACAUCAGCAAGGCAAUAUACUGAUAUCGUCAAUGAAGAGUAAAACAUUCGUGUUCACGCACCGAAAAAGGAUCAGUGUGACUUAUGUCACUCAAUGGAAAACACUACAUCAGUAUGAGAGAGUGAGAAGAUAAAACAUUAGUUACAUUUCGACAGCAAAAAACUAGCCCGAUGAAAAACGUUGAUAAAAUGGAAGCUCAAUCGAAUACAUCAAAAAUUUGUAAAGCAAUGUUUGAUUUUCAUUAAAUUCAGUUUAGUUUAGCAUGGAUGAAACAAUUGCUAAACGUGGUGCUAA